Messenger RNA from Prunus dulcis (almond), 1424 nucleotides. RefSeq names its product Golgi SNAP receptor complex member 1-1. Gene Ontology annotation, biological process: vesicle fusion; endoplasmic reticulum to Golgi vesicle-mediated transport. Gene Ontology annotation, cellular component: Golgi membrane; Golgi medial cisterna; cis-Golgi network. The record is from RefSeq and is a predicted model, not a curated record. Gene Ontology annotation, molecular function: SNAP receptor activity. Bases 242 to 916 code for a protein of 224 amino acids. The transcript has 5 exons. NCBI's taxonomy places the organism in Eukaryota, Viridiplantae, Streptophyta, Magnoliopsida, Rosales, Rosaceae.
CCCAAAGCCUGUUAAGUCUUAAUAAGCACGCCAAACUGCCGUUGAGAGCAGACCGCCUGUCUGCGUCUCCAAACAAACCGCAAUUCCCUACCUUCUCAAUAUUCCAUCUCUGAAACAAAACGAAGAAGACGACGAAGAAGAAGGAGAAGGUUCGUGAAGGCACAAACUGACUGCGAUUACAGAGGCAUAAACAAGAAGCGAAAUUUUGGAAGAUCGACCUCUGUUUUCGUGUGGGUGGAAAAUGGAAGUGCCAAGCUCAUGGGACGCGCUUCGCAAACAGGCAAGGAAAAUUGAAGCUCAGUUGGAUGAGCUGAUGCAUUCUUAUCGUAAGUUUGUCUCUGCAAAGGGUACUGCAAAAUUUGACACUGCAGAGAAUGAUCUUGAAUCUGGGAUAGAUAGACUAUUAAAGAAACUGCAACAAGUAAAUUCGCAAAUGCAAGCAUGGGUAUCAUCAGGAGGAUCAGAAAUGGUUUCACAUACCUUGACUAGACAUCAAGAAAUUUUUCAAGAUCUCACUCAGGAGUUCUAUCGUCUCCGCUCCAGCUUUAGAGCUAAGCAAGAGCAUGCUUCACUCCUUGAGGAUUUUAGGGAGUUUGAUCGAACAAGAGUAGAUUUGGAAGAUGGAGUUGGCUCUGCAGAAAAUGCUCUCCUUAAAGAGCAUGCUGCUGUUAGUCGAAAUACAGGACAGAUGGAUACUGUAAUCUCUCAAGCUCAAGCAACACUCGGUACGCUUGUUCUUCAACGUUCAACUUUUGGUGGUAUUAAUUCAAAGCUCAGCAACAUUGGCAGCCGCCUUCCAUCGGUAAAUCACAUCCUCGCUGCUAUAAAGCGUAAAAAGUCCAUGGAUACCAUCAUUCUUUCUCUUGUCGCUUCCGUAUGCACAUUUUUAAUAUUUAUCUACUGGUUGACAAAGUGAGGAUACGAGAGGAACAGGCAUUUGUGUUGUUCAUGUGUAAGUGAGAAAGAGAAACAGCUAUGAUUUUUUCUUUUAAUUUUCUCGAGCAAACCAGUAUUACUGUAAGUGAUUUGUUUCAUAAGAGUACGAAAAAACAAUUUCAAUGGAUGCAGGCAUUCCAGGCUCUUGCAUGUUCCUUUAUUGGGUUUGAGUGUCAAUUUUAGUUUCGAAUUUUCAGCAGGGUUACAGCAUGGCACUGGCGUAAUAUGUAAGUGAUUGGAUGUAUUAAUACAUAAUUUUCUUUUCCAGAAAUAGUUUGUGUUUUUUUUUUUGUCUUGAAUAAUAUCACAGUCCGUGGCGGGGCGCGCCCAGUCGAAAGAGAUGGAAGCAUAGUUGUAUGAACUUUUGUGAAGGAAGCCAGCACCACACAGAAUGAGAAACCUUGUUAGAUAUGUUUUCCUUCACUUUACAAAGACAUUCCAUGAUUAUGGUUAGAACUGAAUUAGUAAGAGGAAGAAGGUUGAUGCCA